UUUUGGGAACAAGCACACUUGAUCAAAAAGAUAUCAGAACCUUUGAGUUACUGUGUAGAGUUAAUCCACAACCAGCCUCUCCAUGGACUCUGCUAUGGCUGUGACAGAAACAUUCAGAAACACUUUCAUCAUGAGAAGCCGAUACGCACUGGUGGAGGGUACACAUACUUUAGCAAAAAGACAUCAGCAUGUCCACUUCAAGAAGGUUACCUGAAAACAUAUGGGAUUCCUGAAGAUGAUCCAGAAUCUCUGAGAUUGCCUAUACAGCAGCUCCUGCGUCUGGCUGCAGAAACCGACCUACUCCAACACAUGAAAAGACUUGCUUCCUGUACUAUGGUACAUAAAACUCAGGACAUGCUUGGUUUGGAAUUGCUCAAAGAGUUUUUAGAAUAUGACUGUGGGAUUCAGCAGGAAUGCAUCACAGAAGGUCCAAAUGUCAGUAAAGUUGUGGAAGAAGCUCAACGGAGGUCUAUCGUGGAUCAUUCUGAGCCAUUAAACCCACAAUGCAUCCAGUCAGUAGAGAAUUCAGCUGUGCUUCUAAAGUUGUUGAGAAGUUGCCAGGUCAAAGGAGGAGAUGCAGCAGCUGUCAUCGAGUUCCUUAGAAAGACUCUAGUCAAUAAGUGGCUUGAUGGAGAGAAGGCAACUCAAGAAAUUUCCAACAAGGAGCAACAGAUUGAUGAUGGGUGCUGGUUUGUUUUUCAAAGGAUAUGUCUACCAGAGCCUUUUCAGAAGAACUUGGAUAAGGGCAAAAGAGGAUUUGAGCAACCCCAUAUCAAAGAUCUAAGAUGUCCAGAAGAACAAGAAAAUAAAGAAAAUAAACUGUCAACUGUUUUCAACUCCAUUAUGAUGUUACCUAAACUUCUUCGUGAGGAAGAGGAAAAAAUGCUGUUCCAGUCUUUACGGAAUAUGUCCAGAGGAGAAAGAACAGUAUAUCUCAAACAACACGGUCUUUUACAGAACAGCCUCCACAACCCAUUUAUUCCAGGACUAAGUGAGAGACCUCGUGGUCUUUGGACAGAGCCUAAAACCUUUAAAGUACAACACAAGAAAAUCUUCACAAGGCCUGUGUCUCCUUUCUCUAACGAUCGUAUGUACAACAUCAAAUCUCUGAAGGAAAACUUCCACGUGUACAAGAGUGAGAAAGAGCCAACAAAGUUCAUUCAGGUCAAGUUACCUCAGGUACAGGAAUAUUAUCUUAAGUCCCCCCUGAGUUUAAGUGAGAUCUUCUGUAAAAACAAACAGCAGAAGUAG
Molecule: messenger RNA, 1251 nt
Organism: Zootoca vivipara (common lizard)
Lineage: Eukaryota; Metazoa; Chordata; Lepidosauria; Squamata; Lacertidae
Source: RefSeq, a predicted model, not a curated record